UAUCGCGUCUUGUUUGAUAUUCCCGUGUAUGUGUAUAUAAGAACAAGAAAUCCUAAAUCAGCAUUAGAUUGAACUAGAAGUUCGAAUAAGCAACACCAAAAUGAAAACCGCCAUCAUUGCCCUUUUGUUCGUCGCGUGCGCAAGCGCCGCCGAAGACAAAGCCGCCAGCAUUGUCAGCUUCGUUAACCAGCAGAAUCCUGAGGGCAACUACGAGUACGCCUUCCAGACAGACAACGGCAUCUCCGGAAACGCCCAGGGACAACUCAAGACCAUCAACAAGGACGAAUCUGCGGUUGUAGUCAGCGGCGGCAACAGCUACAUAUCCCCCGAAGGAGAGUCCAUCUCCCUCACCUACAUCGCUGACGAGAACGGAUACCAACCCCAGGGUUCUCACCUCCCAACCCCCCCUGCCCCUAUCGCCAUCCCUGAAUACAUCGCUCGUGCUAUCGCCUACAUCGCUGCCCACCCCUACACCGAAAAGAAGAACUAAAUUUAUCUCUAACAAACAAGUAACAUGAGCAACACCUAAUGUUACGCGUAUCCUACAAUCUUAAUGCUUUAAAACCAUUUUUUUGUAAGUGUUUUGUUUUUUAGAUAUUAAAUAAUGUAAACACCAAAAAUGUU
Messenger RNA from Trichoplusia ni (cabbage looper), 624 nucleotides. Its product is annotated as larval cuticle protein LCP-14-like. NCBI's taxonomy places the organism in Eukaryota, Metazoa, Arthropoda, Insecta, Lepidoptera, Noctuidae. Bases 101 to 490 code for a protein of 129 amino acids. Gene Ontology annotation, molecular function: structural constituent of chitin-based larval cuticle. The transcript is spliced from 4 exons. The record is from RefSeq and is a predicted model, not a curated record. Gene Ontology annotation, cellular component: chitin-based extracellular matrix.